AUGAUUUUUAGGUUAUACAAAAUUUUAUGACUUUUCGAUGAAUAAUUUAUGUUGUAUUAAUUUUUUAAAACCACAGAUUCAAUUAGAACGUUUUCUUGGUGGCGGAGUCAAAGAAAAACAUUGUUUUCUCCUAAGUUAUUAAGAAUUAUGUACAUUUUUUGAGGUUAUAAGGAACGUUUGAGGUUAUGUCAUACAAAUUUCUUUAAAAAGAAUUUUUCAAGAGAAAAAAGCACAAUUUAUCGUAUCAAAAUGUGACUUAUCAGUCAGGUUUCAUUAAUAACCAUAUGGUACCAUUAUCGAAUAUUCUAAAAAUCAGUGUUCGUAAUUAUGGGAAAAGGGUAAACAGAUAAGAGAAGGAAGAAAGCUUAAAACAUGCUUUUAUCUGUUAACACUGAUGUUAUUCAGUGCAUAAUGUGUAAAUCUCUUGAUUGACGCGCAAUGAAUAGAUUUAAUAACCAAGGGAAUAAAUCUUCGGGAGUUAGUUUAAAUUCCGAUUAUGAGAACUCCGUUAUGAUUGAUAUCUCAAAUUCAACAUUCAUCAACGAAAUAUGGCUCGUUACCGAUACAAGAGAGAUUAUUAUAAAAACCUCGGCUGUUUUACCCGUGGUUUUAUGGGGAAUUUUCGGAAAUAUAUGCCUUUUAUACAUAAUCAUUAAGUUUCGGCAUUUAAGGAGCCCCACUAAUUUAUUGAUUGGAAAUAUGGCAGCGGCCGAUUUGGCUUCUUUGCUUAUUCAUCCUUGGGUAGUUUUGGUUUACGAUUUUUUUCAAAAUUAUCAAUUGGGGGCUUUCGGAUGUAAAGUUGAAGCGGCUAUCGAAUCUGCAAUUUUGAUGACGAGUGUUAUAAAUUUAAGUGCGAUUAGUUACGAUCGAUUAACCGCGAUAGUUUUACCUAAAGAAACGAGAUUAACAAGGAAAGGAACGAAGAUUUUAAUGGGAAUUACUUGGAUUGUUGGGCUAAUCAUUGCUUCACCCCUAUUUUUUUAUCGAACUUAUAAAGAGCGCCAAUGGUUGGAUUUCUUAGAAAAAUUUUGCAGUGAAAACACGAUCGUAAUCAAUAUUUAUUGGCACGUUAUCAUAACAAUUUUGUUUUGGUUCCCUUUAAUCAUCAUGUUACUUUGUUACAUUAGCAUUUUUAUUAAAUUAACCAAAUACGAUAAAGUAAUGAAACAACAAUUAAAACCAUCCCGAACAAUCAGUUACAAAACAAAAGCGAUCAAAACAAUGUUCAUCGUGGUCGUAACAUUCAUGAUUUGUCGACUCCCAUUCACAGCGUUAAUUUUUUAUAGAAACUACUUACUAAAAAGUAAUAGCAUUUCAAGUCAAGUUCAAAAUCAAGCCAACGGAAACUAUGAAACGUUAUGGUUCGUUUCGAAGUACCUGGUUUUUGUAAAUGCGGCAAUUAACCCGGUUAUUUACGGUUUAACUAACGAGAAGUUUCGGCGCGCUCUUAAAUCGACGGGGGUUGCUAAAUUUUUGUUUAAUUUUAGCAAAAUCGAACGAAAAAUGUGCUAUGAAAAUGAUCGGCAUCGAAUCAUUAACGAAGAGGAAGAACCUAAGAAAAUUUUCACCAAAGAAACCGUUUUGAAUUAUAGUAAUAGGAUUUUUGUUAUUUUUAAAGGGGGACGUGGGCAAAAAUAUGUACCGGAAGUGGAUACUUCUCAAACGGAAAUUCAAAAAUAUACAUUAAAAUAAAAUGUGUAUCAAA
Molecule: messenger RNA, 1705 nt
Organism: Onthophagus taurus
Lineage: Eukaryota; Metazoa; Arthropoda; Insecta; Coleoptera; Scarabaeidae
Product: neuropeptide Y receptor type 1
Biological process (GO): G protein-coupled receptor signaling pathway
Cellular component (GO): membrane
Molecular function (GO): G protein-coupled receptor activity
Source: RefSeq, a predicted model, not a curated record